Messenger RNA from Dromaius novaehollandiae (emu), 942 nucleotides. Its product is annotated as olfactory receptor 6P1-like. NCBI's taxonomy places the organism in Eukaryota, Metazoa, Chordata, Aves, Casuariiformes, Dromaiidae. The coding region runs from base 1 to 942 and encodes 313 amino acids. The transcript has a single exon. Gene Ontology annotation, biological process: G protein-coupled receptor signaling pathway. The record is from RefSeq and is a predicted model, not a curated record. Gene Ontology annotation, molecular function: odorant binding; G protein-coupled receptor activity; olfactory receptor activity. Gene Ontology annotation, cellular component: membrane.
AUGGAGAAAUGGGAAUGGGAUAAUCAUACAUUGCCAGUGGAGUUUAUGCUGCUGGGAAUGGGGAAUGUCCCCUCGCUCCAGACACCCCUCUUCCUCCUCUCGCUCAUCAUCUACUUGGUAACGAUGGCUGCAAACAUCCUCAUAGUUGUGCUGGUGAUAGCAGACCUGCAUCUGCACACCCCCAUGUACUUCUUCCUGGGCAAUCUGUCCUCUUUGGAGACCUGCUACAGCUCUACCAUCCUGCCCCGGCUCCUGGCCAGCUUCCUGACUGGGGACAGGAUCAUAUCUGUUCGUGGCUGUAUGGCACAGCUCUAUUUCUUUGGCUGUUUUUUAGUUAGUGAGUGCUACCUGCUGGCCAUGAUGUCCUAUGAUCGGUACCUGGCCAUAUGCCAGCCCCUGCUCUAUACAAGCCUCAUGACCUGGAAGGUCUCUCUACAGCUGGCAGCAGCGUCUUGGCUAGCAGGAUUCCUUACCUCUACAGUAGCCACUUCUUUCUUAUCCCAUUUAAGGUUCUGUGGCCUCAGGAUAAUUGACCAUUUCUUCUGUGAUUUUACCCCAGUGCUAGAGCUCGCCUGCAGUGACACCAAUGUGGUCAGACUGCUAGCUUUCAUACUUGCUAUCCUGGAUAUAGUCUUCCCCUUCUUGUUCACACUGGCCUCCUACGUGUGCAUCAUAGCUGCCAUCCUGAGGAUCCCGUCCAGCGUGGGCAGGCAGAAGGCCUUCUCCACCUGCUCCUCUCACCUCACCAUUGUCACUGUUUUCUACGGCACCCUCAUCGUUGUCUAUACCCUGCCCAGAACCCCCCAGCUGAGGCAGCUCAACAAAGUGUUCUCCUUUUUCUACACUGUCCUCACGCCCCUGGUCAACCCCCUCAUCUACAGCCUGCGGAACAGGGAGGUCAGGGAGGCCCUGAGGAAAGCACUCAGGAAAGCUCUGGCUUAG